UCGUUUUUGCUACAUUGCAUCGUCGUCAUCGGCGGGCUCCAUCAGGAGACUCUCCCGGUGGUCGUAGCGCCAGAAGGCUGCCGCGUCUAUCAACAUGGUGAGCACAGUGCCACCCUGCCGGCAGUUCAGGAGCUCUUGCCGAGUGAUGGUGCCAGUAUCUUUGGCCUUCACCAUGUCAAAUAUCUCAUCUUUAACAUCGUCGACGGAUGCUACGUCGCAUCUCUUGGUCUCCAAGAGGCUCAAGAUUGCCCGGAAGCGUCUUCGAUAAUUUAUCACGAAUCCGUCGAUAACACCAUUAUGAUUAAUGUCAAUCACCUUCCAGAAAUAUUGCGCUGCCUGUUUUGUGUUCUUAUUGUCCAUUGCGAGGACAAAAUCAAGGAAAGUCUUGUAGUCCAUCUCUCGCUCACCCGUCUCAGAGUCCGUGUAAGUGUGGUACUCCUCGAACACCCGCUGUAUGAAAACAUCCGUCAACAUGGCGGCACCGCUGCCGUAGUUCAUGAGUUCCGCUUUGCUGACGGCAUCCCGUUCUGAUCUGUGUCCAGCUCGAGGUACGCACCGUAGACCUUGAGGGCGGACUGCACGCUGAACCAAUUGGACUCCGCCUCCUGGGCGCCGAGAGGGGCCUCCUGCCGGAGCUCGUAGAGCUCCUGCGUGAUGGGCGAAAGGAGCAGCUCCUGGAUGCAGAUCUUGCCCGUCCGCUUGGGAUCCAAGAAGAAAAAGAACUUCCUCACGGCCGUAAAAACGUAGAACGGGUAGAACUCCUCUUGCAGCGAGCUCAGCUGCGGCAGCGUCGGGAUGAGCUCGAAGAUGAAGUUCUCCAUGUCCUUCUCUCUCAGGUAGCCACGGCCCAUGUCCUCGUAGUGGCUCAGGUGGAUGCGGGUCUGCUUCAGUUUCACCUUGCGAACCACGAAGGUGAAGAACGGCACGAUGGCGAUGCAGCCGAACCGGUCGCGCGGGAACUUCAGGAACACGGAGGGCAGAAAGAACUGCUCGAAGCGCUCCCCGCGCUUGCGGAGCUCGUCGCGAGAUGGAUAUGAAAGCCGGGUAGUCGAUGAUCUCCACCGGGGUUCUCCCGUCCCUGUCCCGCAGCUGAGCGCGCUCCCUCACGAGGUUGAGCAUCGCGUGCAGGUCGCUCUCGUCCAGCAGCUCCUCGUGCGUCUUCCUGUACAGCAGCUGCUUCCGCGCCUCCUGCUGCACACGGAACCGCAGCGAGGUGGAGUCAUCCGUGGGCGUGGCCCUCCGCUCGUAAAAGCGCGGGAUGGACCGCAGCGAUGGGCUGUCUGCGCCUGCGCGCAGCCCGAAGCCUCACCGCUCCUGCAGCCGGGCGAACGCCUCCUCCUCUGCCCGCUCCAGGGCCUCCGGCGAGGGCCUGGGCGCGCCCUCGUUGUGCCGCCUGAGGCGCGCGAUCGCGUCCUCCACGCUGGGCAUCCCCGCGCUCGCGCGUGGCUUGGGCCCUGUGCGAGGCCUCGUGGCGGCGCGGGGGCUCGUGCCGCGCGCCAGCGUCUCGGGCCAAGCGCGGCUUGA
Prorocentrum cordatum is the source of this 1524-nucleotide messenger RNA. The record is from the annotation of a GenBank genome assembly. NCBI's taxonomy places the organism in Eukaryota, Dinophyceae, Prorocentrales, Prorocentraceae.